Capsicum annuum is the source of this 1833-nucleotide messenger RNA. RefSeq names its product protein IQ-DOMAIN 22. The record is from RefSeq and is a predicted model, not a curated record. NCBI's taxonomy places the organism in Eukaryota, Viridiplantae, Streptophyta, Magnoliopsida, Solanales, Solanaceae. Bases 226 to 1683 code for a protein of 485 amino acids. The transcript has 4 exons. Gene Ontology annotation, molecular function: protein binding.
AAAUAAGAAAAGUAAUUUGGACGGAGGGAGUACUUCCCUUCCCACUGUUGACAAUAAAUUAACAGAGAGUUGAUAAUCCCAAGUACAACUACAAGCACAUUAUUAUUGACUUCUCUCCUCUUUUCCCACGUCUUCUUCUUCUUCUUCAUUCACUCUCUUCACUUGCUUAAAAAUAAAAAGAAAAAACUGUUCAUUUUAAUGAUAUUUCUACAUUAUUUUGAAUAGAUGGGCAAAGCAUCGAGAUGGUUCAGAGGUCUUCUUGGCCUAAAAAAGCAAGAAUACCAAUCACCAUCACCUAACCAAAAUUCAAAACCUACAAAGAAAAAAUGGAGUUUCGUUAAAUCAUACAGAGAAAAAGAGUCUAAAAAUGGUGUUAGCGUUGUUGCUGGUGGUGGUGAUAGUGUUGUUAUUGUUGAUUCGACAAAGCGUGCUAUUGCUGUGGCGGAAGCAACUGCUGCUGUAGCUGAUGCUGCUAUUGCUGCUGCUCAAGCUGCUGCUGCCGUGGUGAAACUCACACACAGUGGUAGAGCUACUACUACUACUACAACUAGUUGUAACAGUACUAGUAGUGGUGGUGGUUGCGUGGCAUCAUGGAAUGGUGUUCCUCUUGGCUCAUCAUCUAAGUUGGUUGGUAAAAGAAGUGAAGAUUGGGCUGCUGUUAUUAUUCAAUCACAUUUCCGAGCUUAUUUGUCGCGGAGAGCUUUACGUGCACUGAAGGGACUGGUGAAGCUUCAAGCACUAGUGAGAGGUCACAUUGUGAGGCAACAGACUGCUGAUUAUCUAAGGCAAAUGCAAGCAAUUGCUAGAGCUCAGUCGAGGGUUCGUGCUGGACGGUCUCAGGUUUCAGGAUCCCCUCAUUCGAGCACCAAGUCUGUUCAAUUUGUUCAUGCUGAUCCUGCAACGCCAGAGAAAUUCGAGCAUGUUAUCCUGAAGCACGAUGAAAUGCUUAUGCUCAAGAGGAAUGCCUCGAAUUCAAGUUGGGAGGUGAUUGAUUCGGAAAAGGCACGAAUCAGACCCCAAGGAUCGUCUGCAAGAUCCAGUUCAAUUGAUGAUGAAAAGAGUGCCAAGAUCCUCGAUAUAGACACCAGGAAGCCAUAUGUCACGUCUAAACAAAGGAAGCUGUUCUACUCUUCACAUCUUAGCUUGAAUUCUGACCAAUAUAGCUACAGCUUAACAACAUCAAAGGAAUCAACAGCUCAUCAAACGGUUCCCAGUCCAUCGUCCUGUGGAAAUCAGCCCCUUAGCCCCGUGAAGUUCAAUGAAGAUCUCGAUGAUGCUUGCUUUUGCACUGCUGACAAUAGCCCUCAGUUUUACUCGGCUUCAUCAAAGGGCGGUAGUUCAAAAAGAGGACCGUUUACACCAACUAAGAGCGAUGGUUCAAGAAGCUAUUUGAGUGGUUAUUCUGAUCAUCCCAACUACAUGUCCUACACAGAGUCCGCAAAGGCUAAGGUACGCUCUAUGAGCGCCCCUAAACAAAGGCCUAGCUACGAGAGAUCAAGCUCAGCAAAAAGGUACUCGAUUCAUGGGUAUAGUGAAUCAAGAAAUAACUCACAGAAGGGUUCUUUUUAUGGCAUCUUCAGUGGUAAAGCUUAUCCAGGUUCUGGUCGAUUGGACCGGCUUGGAAUGCCUGUUAUGAAGGCAGAUCCAUCUCGAUUUAGUGGUGGUCUUCGACACAGAUAUUAAGCAGAUACUGUAGUUGAACUAACCAGAUGUAGCUAAUUAUGAAAUAUCUAAUGUCCUGUGUUUGAACCAUGCUGCUAAUGUGAAGCAUUUUAUGUCUAGUUUUAAUGUCAAUUGGGAAAAAGAAUGCAAUCUCUUGGUUAUAGCUUUUCA